AUGGCCAUGUCUAUGCUUGGGGCGUCAACAGCCACGGCCAGUGUGGCACGGGACCACGCCAUGGUUAGUCACAUGGCUGCCGGAGCACAGCACUCCCUGGCCAUCAUAGAUGGGGUGGUGUUCGCAUGGGGCAACGGCCGCAAUGGCCGCUUGGGCACAUCUCAAAGCGACGACUGUCGUGCCCCUGUGGACAUCGAGAUCACGCAUGAGCACCGAAUGGCCAUCGUUGCCGGUGGUGAAGCCCAUAGUGGCGCCAUCGACAAGCGAGGCCGUGUCUACAUGUGGGGUGCCGGCGACUCCGGCAGGCUUGGAUUCCCAGAGAGUCUGGAUGUCUUCGAACCCAAGCUCGUCUGGUCCUUCGAUACGACCGGCGUGACCAUCAAGACAUUGGCUUUGGGAGGCUUCCAUUCCCUUUUCCUGGAGGCCAGCCCGCGGUUCGGAAGUUUGUACAGCUGCGGCAGCGGUGCCGCAGUCGGCCACUUGGUGGAGGGCGAGCGGCGCUGCAUUUCUGUGCCGGUGGCACUGCAGCUCCCGAGCAAGGUGCUGCAGAUAGCAGCUGGCAUGUUUCACAGCAUGGCUUUGCUGGAGAAAGGGCUGGUCUACUCUUGGGGUGUCGGGGCCCACGGCCGCCUGGGCCACGGCAACGAGACGACCCUGUGGGCGCCUAAGGCGCUGCCGAUGCCAACGGAUGCAGAAGUCCAGAAGGACCAGAUCGUCUUCAUCCCUCACGACGUGCUCGAAGACACGGACUCGAGCAAGGAUGCUCGCAUUGAUGACGCGAAGCUGGCCUAUGUGGUGGCUGAGCUCAGCUGCGGCUCCACGCACGCCUUCGCUCGCACCCACGGCGGCUUCCUCUAUGGUUGGGGCUGCGACUCUACGGGACAGCUCGGCUUCGCAGGAGAGGAGGGUCAGAUCUACUACUGGGUGCCGAAGCACCUGGACAUCGGACGAGUCAUCAAGCAGGUAUGCUGCGGACACGAGUUCACCCUGGCAGUGACCAUGUCAGAGGAGCUGUCAUCGUGA
Molecule: messenger RNA, 1023 nt
Organism: Symbiodinium sp. CCMP2456
Lineage: Eukaryota; Dinophyceae; Suessiales; Symbiodiniaceae
Source: the annotation of a GenBank genome assembly